Messenger RNA from Ostreobium quekettii, 969 nucleotides. Lineage: Eukaryota; Viridiplantae; Chlorophyta; Ulvophyceae; Bryopsidales; Ostreobiaceae. The record is from the annotation of a GenBank genome assembly.
AUGCCUAGCAAGCCUACCCAGGUCUCUGCAGCCAUAAUGCGUGUUGGAAUCUGGCUCCUGGGAUGCCUGGCAUUAUCCCAAUUGAGCAGCCUGACUCUGGGCGUGGAGUCAAGACGAGUGUCUGAUGUGUGGGAAGUGGAGCUGAACGACCAGUCGUAUGGAGACAACCCCAACGCGCGGAAGAUCCUCCAGUCGAAACAGGACGAGAAUCUGUGGGAUGCUGCCUCUUCGGGUGAUGCUGAUGCCACUAAGAAGGCUAUCAAGAAGGGCGCGAAUGUAGAGGUGAUGCUGGGGCCACCAGGAAUAACUCCACUCUUUGUGGCCUCUGAAAUGGGCUACUCCGAAGUUGUGGACGUCCUCAUCGAAGCGAAUGCCAACAUCUCAACAAUACGCGAGUUGGAUGGCGCCACGCCCCUCUUCGUGGCAUCCGAGUUUGGUCACUCCGACGUUGUAACCCUUCUGCUGGAUGCUGGUGCCGAUCCAGACCACGGCCGCUCCAGCGACGACACGCCGCCCCUUGUGGUGGCGCCCAUCACUCUGGGCAUCUCUAGCGAGGUCGUGGUCAGGACCCUGAUCGAGGAGGGGGCCAACAUAAGCCUGCCCAAUGCAGAUGGCUGGACAGGACUGUACGCAUCAGCAUACUGGGGCAACGUAGGCACUCUAAGGAUCUUCCUGCAGGGUGGUGCGGACCCUAAGGUCCGGGACGCCAAGGGCAACCAGCCCAAGGACGUCAUCUGCAGGUGCACAACACAUGACGAAAACUACCUUCAGUGUGGACAUGGUGGUUGUGACAAUCCGAGGGUGGUCGAAGACAUAGGGAAGCUGCUGCUGGUCUUCAACGCCACUGCCAAAGUGGAGGCAACUCCUGGAGUCAACGGAAACAGGAAGGGCAACAAGGCGAAAUGUGACGCGGCGGGCGAAGAGACGCCCUUCGAUUGCAUCCUGGAUACGAAUCUGGGCAGAAGGUGA